Malassezia japonica is the source of this 2298-nucleotide messenger RNA. It is a transcript of the gene PMT4, whose product is annotated as dolichyl-phosphate-mannose--protein mannosyltransferase. Gene Ontology annotation, biological process: protein O-linked glycosylation via mannose. NCBI's taxonomy places the organism in Eukaryota, Fungi, Basidiomycota, Malasseziomycetes, Malasseziales, Malasseziaceae. The transcript has 2 exons. The record is from RefSeq and is a predicted model, not a curated record. Gene Ontology annotation, cellular component: membrane; endoplasmic reticulum. Bases 1 to 2298 code for a protein of 765 amino acids. Gene Ontology annotation, molecular function: dolichyl-phosphate-mannose-protein mannosyltransferase activity.
AUGGAGAGCAGCACGCUGCGCCGGCGGCAUACCGCCCAGCAGGCGAGUAUGUCGCUGAAUGUGCCAUAUACGGAGCCACCGAAGCCCGCGAAGCCGCCCGCAAGUCUGCGGCGCAGCUGGCUUGUGGCGCCGCUCCUGUUUGUCGCCGCGCUGCUUGUGCGUGUCUUCCAGCUCGCGAGUCCGGCCGAGGUCGUGUUUGACGAGGUGCACUUUGGCAAGUUUGCCGCGUACUAUGUGACGCGUCGCUACUUUUUCGACGUGCACCCCCCCCUGGCCAAGCUGAUUGUCGCUCUCGGCGCGUGGCUCGCCGGCUUUGACGGCAGCUUUGAGUUUGACUCGAUCGGCGAUGCGUACGCCGGCACGUCGGUGCCCUUCCGCGAGAUGCGUGCGUUUACCGCUGUGAUUGGCGCGCUUCAGAUCCCUCUGGUGUACGAAAUGAUGCGCGAGGUCGGCGCGCCGCUGUCGACCGGCGUGCUCUGUGCGUUGCUUGUGAUGCUCGACAAUGCGCACGUCGCGCAGACGCGUCUCAUCCUGCUCGACGCGCCGCUCGUGCUCUUUAUGCUCUGCAGCAUCUACUGCUACAUCCGCUUCUACCGCAUGCGCUACCAGGAGUUUUCGUUUGCGUGGUGGGCGUGGCUGUGUGCGACGGGCGUGUGCCUCGCGCUGACGGUCUCGUGCAAGCUGGUCGGCGUAUUUGGUUUCCUGACGGUGGGCGGCGCGGUGAUUUGGGAUCUGUGGAACCUGCUGGACAUCCGCCGCGGCGUGCCGAUCCGCAAGUUUGCCAAGCACUUUUGCGCGCGUGCGCUCUUUCUCAUCAUGGUCCCCAUCUUUGUGUACCUCGGGUGGUUCUGGGUGCACUUUGCGAUCCUGACCAAGACCGGCCCGGGCGACACGUUCAUGUCGGCGGAAUUCCAGCAGACGCUGCGAGGCAACGAGCUGCUGGAGCAUUCCAUCGAGCUGCACGCCUUUGACUCGAUCUCGCUCAAGCACCGCGGCACGAAUGCCUUUUUGCACUCGCACCCCGAGCGUUAUCCCCACAAGUACGACGACGGGCGCAUCUCGAGCGACGGGCAGCAGGUCACCGGCUAUCCCCACGAAGAUAGCAACAACUUUUGGCAGAUCAUGCCGGUGGGCCAGGUGGACGACGACGACGGGUUCUUUAACAUCACGCGCCGCCUCUUGCGCCACAAGCAGCACAUCCGCCUCUUACACGUCAACUCAAACUCGUACCUGCUCGCGCAUGACGUCGCGGCGCCGCUCAUGCCGACGAACGAGGAGAUCACGACGUUCCCUGCCGCCGAGCUCGACGCGGACCAAGAGGCGAAGGACAAUACCGUGUUUGAGCUGCACAUUGACGGCGGCAUCGAAGGCGAGACGACGUGGCAUAGCCGCCGCUCGUGGACGCGCCUGAUCCACGUUCCGACGCGCGUCGCAGUGUGGACCUAUCCCUCCGGCGAGCUGCCCGAGUGGGGCUUCCGGCAGCUCGAAGUGAACGGCAACAAGAACGCGCUCGACAGGACGGCCGUGUGGGUCGUGGACGACGUGAAGCACGACCCAAAGUCGCCCAUGUUCAACCUGCGUUCGCGCCCGCAGCCGCCGCGCCCGCUGCAGACGCUGCCCUUCUUCCAGAAGUUUGCCGAGCUGCAGAGCACGAUGCUCGAGCAGAACGCCAAGCUCACGCAGACGCACCCCUACUCGUCACGCCCCAUCUCCUGGCCUUUUCUCGUGCAAGGCGUGUCGUACUGGUCGACGGACAAGGAGAAGCGCCAAAUCUUUUUCAUCGGCAAUCCGUUCAGCUGGUGGGGUGGCAUUAUUGGCAUCAGCAUGUUCCUCGCCGUGUUCCUCAUGGACCUCGUGCUGCGCCGCCGCGGCAUCUACCAAAUUCCCCACGCGGUGCGCGAGCGCUACCUGCGCACGACGGGCUUCUUUGCAUUUGCAUGGGCGUGCCACUAUCUGCCCUUCUUUCUGAUGGGCCGCCAGCUCUUUUUGCACCACUACCUCCCCGCGCACAUCCUCGCGGUGAUGGUGCUCGGAGGGAUGCUCGACUUCUUUACGUCCUACUCGAUCAAUUACCCUCUGAGCCGCGCCGGUCCUGCGCUCACGCCUGACCGCCUGCGGCCCACGCUGCGCCGCAACGACAAGUGGGCGCCGGCGCUGAUUGCCGCUCUCAUGUCGGCGGUCGCUGCCGCACUAUUUGUGUACAUUGCGCCCUUUACCUACGGCCACCGCGGCUUGACGCCGGAACAGGUAGCCGCACGCAAGUUUGGCGCGGAUUGGCAGCUGCAGUUUGCUAAAUAG